Molecule: messenger RNA, 3215 nt
Organism: Prionailurus viverrinus (fishing cat)
Lineage: Eukaryota; Metazoa; Chordata; Mammalia; Carnivora; Felidae
Gene: SACK1A
Product: family with sequence similarity 83 member A
Exons: 4
Coding region: 1-1308 (435 amino acids)
Biological process (GO): epidermal growth factor receptor signaling pathway
Source: RefSeq, a predicted model, not a curated record
AUGAGCCGGUCAAGGCAUGUGGGCAAGAUCCGGAAACGCCUGGAAGAUGUCAAGAGCCAGUGGGUCCGGCCGGCCAGGGCUGACUUCAGCGACAAUGAGAGUGCCCGGCUGGCCACAGACGCCCUCCUGGAUGGGGGUCCCGAGGCCUACUGGCAGGCACUUGGCCAGGAAGGUGAGGUAGACUUCUUGUCCUCGGUGGAGGCCCAGUACAUCCAGGCCCAGGCCAAGCAGCCUCCUUGUGCCCCGGAGCCCCCCGGAGGGGCAGAGGCGGGUCCCAAGGGACUCGACUCCUGCUCCCUGCAGUCCGGUACCUACUUCCCCGUGGCCUCCGAGGGCAGCGAGCCGACCCUGUUGCACAGCUGGACCUCAGCCCAGAAGCCCUACCUGAAGGAAAAGUCCAGCGCCACUGUGUAUUUCCAGACGGACAAGCACAACAACAUCAGGGACCUCAUUCGCCGCUGCAUCACCCGGACCAGUCAGGUCUUGGCCAUCCUGAUGGAUGUGUUCACGGAUGUGGAGAUCUUCUGUGACAUUCUAGAGGCUGCAAACAAGCGCGGGGUGUUUGUCUGUGUGCUGCUGGACCAGGGAGGCGUAAAGCUCUUCCAAGAGAUGUGUGACAAAGUCCAGGUCUCUGACAGCCACCUCAAGAACAUUUCCAUCCGGAGUGUGGAAGGAGAGGUAUACUGUGCCAAAUCAGGCCGGAAGUUCGCCGGCCAAAUCCAGGAGAAGUUUGUCAUCUCGGACUGGAGAUACGUGCUGUCUGGAUCGUAUAGCUUCACCUGGCUCUGCGGCCACGUCCACCGGAACAUCCUCUCCAAGUUCACGGGCCCGGCGGUGGAGCUGUUUGACGAGGAGUUCCGCCACCUCUACGCCUCCUCCAAGCCCGUGAUGGGCCCAAAGUCUCCCAGGCUGACGGCCCCCCUCCAGCCCAGAGCCGGCCACAGCCCCCCGCCCGGCCGCCUCAGUGGCAGUAGCUGCUCCGCCAGCGACCACACGUCCUCCAACCCCUUCAGCAGCCCCUCGACGGGCAGCAACCCCCAGAACCGGACUCUGUCGGCGUCGUCGGGGCCAGGCAGUCCCCUGGCUCCAAACCCACCUCCGCCCCCCAGGCCUCAGCCCCACCACGGCCCCUGGGGGGCCCCGAGCCCACAGACCCACUUCUGCCCGAGGCCCCACGACAGCACGCCGGCUCCCUACAGCAACCUCAACGCCUACAGGCCCACUCGGCUGCAGCUUGAGCAGCUGGGCUUGGUGCCCAGGGCGGCCCACAUCUGGAGGCCGUUUCUACAGGCCUCCCCUCAUUUCUGAAGGGUCGCUUCCUCCAGCAGCACACCCUCCCCCCCACACGCCACCACCCAGGCCCGGGGCCGGGCAUUCCUGGGCUGUCUGGCCACCUCAAUACUAGCAGCUUUGAACGUGCAUCCCUUUGAGCUGAAAGUGCUUAGACAACACUGUCCUCUGUGUUUGAAUGUUCCCAGGCCUGAGACCAUUCACUGGCCGACACCCACCAGAUCCUGGGCUUCCCUCUCUAGUUUGGCCUGUGGAGCACAUUCCAGAAAGUUCCGGGUUGGGGGGUGGGGUGGGGAGCUAGAGAACAAAAUCAUGAAAAUAGAGUCCUUUUCCUCCAGAGAGCAGCCAGUCCUUUAAUAAUAAUGUUUCCUGAAUCUCUGAGACGUAAGAAGGGGCGGAUGCAGCCCCAGUUUGACAUAUGGGUAAACUGAGGCACUAAAGGUACGCUGAGGGUGGGACCAAGGUACUCCUGUUUCCCAGUGCUCGGGAAUGGCCCACUCUACAGAGAUUCCACAGGUAUGGGAACAUUCUGAAUGUUUCUGGGAAAGUAUCCCUGGGCCCGAUGAAUUAGGCCCCAGAACGUGUGGCUGUAAGCAGUGUGGGGCCAGCUGAAACUGUAGCCACCAGGGAUGGGGUGAGCCAAGGUGACGAGGGGAUGAAGUUCUGCAGCUCAGCUUCUGGCAUCAGGGAGCCUUGGGCUGGCCUAGAGCCCCCCCCGUCCGGGCCAGUCCCUGGGGCUUGAGUUGUCAGUGUCCAGCACGGCCUUGAGCAACCAUGGAGGGCUCAGCAUUGAUCCUGCAGCCCCCUCACAGUCAGACCCAGGAGCCUCUGUCUGGCUCAUUGACAUCCUGAAAAAGGGUGCCGGGCCCUCACAAGCCCCAUCGUUCAUUCAUUCUCAGAGUCACAGCACGUCCUUUGUUCCUGAGGUGGUACCAGAUCUCGAGGGCACAGCCUAGCUGGGGUACAAAGAAUACAUACAGCAAGCUGAGGGAGCACUGGGAGGGCCAGGCAGCCCACUUUGGGGACCUCAGGGGACACGUGGGAGGGAGGUGACAGGUAACGAGACCCAAUGAACAAGGGUGUUAUAGCUGGGGGGAGGGAUGGAACCCAGGCUAUUCUAGCCUGACAGAAGCAGCCACAGAGACGCGCAGGCAACUUCCUGCUUCCGUGCCCUCCUGCCACCAACUCAUCUCAGCAAAUGUCUUGCUGUUGCCUGUUUCUGGCUCAGAAGCUUUGCUUUUGUCGUGGAGGGCUGGGAGGACAGAGCCCUUCCUCCCGCUGGCUCCUGAGCCCCGACAGCUCAUGGCGCCCCAAGUUACGCUCUACAGAGAGAACCCGCCUUCAGCCCAUCCCUGCUUGUCCAGUACUCCUGGCAAAGGCACCUUUGCGCCUGUUUUCUUUUGAAUAGCAUUCCUGUCCUCAUUUUACUUUUCUCCUCCCUAGUUCCCUGCAAGUCCAACCCAAAACCCCUUUGGUUCCUUAAGUUUCUUUAAACCCCAGUCCCGAUGUGCUGUCUUCCUGCUGACCGCGGUGACGAGGCUAGAACCAUCAGGGGCUGCAGAAGGUUCUAAAGUGAGUUCCACAGUCGGCUGAGGAAGUUUCAGGAAGGUAAAGACUUCUGGGGGCCAACAGCCCCAAAGGACCGCUCCUGCCUCUGUCUGUGCCUGGCUUGGCCUGAGUGGACAGGAGCAAGCCCUCUUGCCCCCGUCACUCUCCACCGGCCUGUCAUCUUAGGGGUUCACAAGUACUGUUUCUCCUCCUCUGGACACCUUUGCCACGUGUGACCCCUGCCUGCUGGGAAAUUAGCCGUGGCUGGUGCGAUACGAGAAAUGUUGAGGAUCACUUCCUGGCAGAAGUUUUAAGAGCCUGGGUGCAGCUGGCGAUGCGCGAGCACGCCUCAGAUGGAGCCCCCCCCCCCCCCCAGC